Messenger RNA from Olea europaea var. sylvestris, 426 nucleotides. RefSeq lists its product as uncharacterized. The transcript is spliced from 2 exons. The record is from RefSeq and is a predicted model, not a curated record. Lineage: Eukaryota; Viridiplantae; Streptophyta; Magnoliopsida; Lamiales; Oleaceae. Bases 1 to 426 code for a protein of 141 amino acids.
AUGCCCAGCUGCUCGAAGUUUCUCAAAGAUAUUAUAUCAAACAAAUGCAAGCUGGAAGACAAUGAGAUAGUGAUGCUGAAAGAGAAAUGUAGUGCCAGAAUCCAGAGAAAGCUCCCACCAAAACUGAAGGAUCUAGGGAGUUUUACUGUCUCUUACACUAUUGGUGAAGUUUUUUUCGAUAGAGCAUUAUGUGACCUCGGUGCAAGAAUUAAUUUAAUAUCUCUGUCUGUUUUUAGGAAACCUGACUUGGGAGAAGUUAAAGCGACUACUGUGACACUUCAGCUGGCCGACAGACCAUUUCUGGCAACAGGGAGAGCGAUAAUUGAUGUCCAUAGGGGGCAGUUGAUCUUAAGAUUGGGAGAGGAGCAGAUAUUGUUCAAUGUUUUCAAGGCCAUGAAACUGCCAAUAGAAUCAGAUAGCUGUUAG